This is a messenger RNA of Dufourea novaeangliae, 1641 nucleotides long. RefSeq names its product probable phosphoserine aminotransferase. Gene Ontology annotation, cellular component: cytoplasm. Gene Ontology annotation, molecular function: pyridoxal phosphate binding; O-phospho-L-serine:2-oxoglutarate transaminase activity. The record is from RefSeq and is a predicted model, not a curated record. Lineage: Eukaryota; Metazoa; Arthropoda; Insecta; Hymenoptera; Halictidae. Gene Ontology annotation, biological process: L-serine biosynthetic process. The coding region runs from base 340 to 1449 and encodes 369 amino acids. The transcript is spliced from 9 exons.
UGAUCGGUGUGUCGGUCGCACGUAAAAGCGAUCGAUUUCUUUCCUCGUUAGAUAUAUCUUGGUAGGUAUUCAGUGUUACAUAAACAAAUUGUAAACAAAACAAAACUCGAGAGAGAAAGUGAAGGGGCCGGCGAUACGGGAACAGAAUCCCCUUAGAACGAUUAUACACAAGGUGGCAAUAACAGGGAAAAGUAACUGUGUUAGAUAAAGUCCCGUAUAAGACGCUUACCAAAGAGAUAACGACAUCCAACAGACCGGUUAUUGGUUUCUGCACUGAACAGUACUGAAUCUACUUCAGUCUUUUCGUAUCAGCCGUCCAGUACAAUAGUGGCGUUCGUGAUGACCGAUCAAAGCAAGAACCCUGUGAUCAAUUUUGGAGCCGGACCGGCCAAGAUUCCGCACGAGGUAUUAAAGGAAGUGCAAAAUGAACUUCUCGCAUACGGUAACACUCGAAUUAGCAUUUUGGAGUUGAGUCAUAGGUCGAACGAGUUCAAAAAUAUUAUUGAAGAUGCUCAGGCAACGUUGCGAGAAAUAUUACACGUUCCCGACAACUAUAAAAUCUUAUUUAUGCAAGGAGGAGGUACAGCUCAGUUUGCAGCCAUUCCUCUAAAUAUGAUGACCACUGGUACUGCGGAUUACAUAGUAACUGGAUCGUGGUCUGCCAAGGCGGCGAAAGAAGCAGCAAAGUACGGCGAAGUGAACUUAGUUCUGCCAAAAACAACGAAGUACACUGAGGUCCCUGAUCCCUCCACAUGGAAGUUGAACUCAAAUGCAUCUUACGUCUAUUAUUGCGCCAACGAGACGGUUCAUGGAAUCGAGUUCAAUUAUAUCCCCGAGACGAAUGGUGUGCCCCUGGUUGCCGAUAUGUCGUCGAACAUCCUCACGCGAUCUCUAGAUAUUUCAAAAUUUGCAGUGAUAUUUGCUGGGGCUCAGAAAAACAUUGGCCCGGCUGGUGUAACGCUUGUGAUAGUGCGGGAUGAUGUUCUUGGUCAUGCUAUGAAGGUCUGCCCAACGAUGCUGGAUUUCACUGUUAUGGCAGCUGAUAACUCCUUACACAACACACCACCAGUAUUUCAAGUGUACACAGUCGGAUUGGUUUUCAAAUGGAUCAGAGAGCAUGGAAGUGUUGAGGGAAUGGAAAAAUUAGCCAUCCUGAAAAGUCAGAAAAUAUACGAAGUGAUUAAUCAGUCUAAAGGGUUUUAUUCCUGUCCUGUUAAGACUGACGUACGGAGCAGAAUGAAUGUACCAUUUAGAAUAGGCAAAGACGACGAAGAGCUGGAGAAAAAGUUCCUUUCCGGCGCGAGCGCACGCGGGAUGCUUCAGUUGAAAGGUCACAGAUCGGUAGGUGGAAUUCGGGUAUCUUUGUAUAAUGCUAUCACUGUAGAAGAGGCAGAGAAAUUGGUAGAAUACAUGCAGUGGUUUUUCAAUGAACAUUUUACGAAGGAUUAGGUGAAUUAUAGGACAGCCUAUAAGAAUAUUAUCUCGUAAAAAUAAUUUGUAUUUACAUACAAAAUAUUAUUUUUGCACAUUUUAUAUACAACCUUUUAUACACUUUAUACAACUUGCAUUCCAUCUGUUCAAACGCGAGAAUAUUUCGUAUUUAAUAGUAAUAUUCAUCAUUUUAUUGAGUAUUAUAUAUUA